Messenger RNA from Pseudoliparis swirei, 5124 nucleotides. RefSeq names its product tetratricopeptide repeat domain 13 (gene ttc13). The transcript is spliced from 23 exons. Gene Ontology annotation, molecular function: protein binding. NCBI's taxonomy places the organism in Eukaryota, Metazoa, Chordata, Actinopteri, Perciformes, Liparidae. The record is from RefSeq and is a predicted model, not a curated record. The coding region runs from base 144 to 2624 and encodes 826 amino acids.
CGUUUAAACGGCCUCUCCGGCUUUCUUCUUCUUCGCCUCCCGCAGACGCUCGCGCGUGAUGAGGGGGCGUGGUCCGUUCGCUCUUGAUCGAGCUUCCGCAGCUUCCGCUCUCUCUCUCUCUGUCGUCACACAUGUAACACAACAUGGCCCCUGCCAGCCGGUCUGUUGUUGUGGUCGCGCUCUCACUGCUGUACCUGAGCCGGACCAUCUUCUCCUCGGAGUAUUUCUCCACCCUCACUUUGUUCAACAAUGAGCUCCACAAGCAGGGAUGCAGCUCGCUGUCCGAGUGGGAAGAGUACGCGGCCGACUGCGAAUCCUCCAUUUUACAGUUGGAAGACCCAGACUGCGAGGAGGGAAGCAACCCACCCUGCGAGUCAGUCUUCUCACUUAACGCAGAGAAGAUCCUGAACCAAGCCAAGUUGUUUAUAGAACAGAAAAAAAUCCCCUUUCCUGUAGAUGACCCCAACACAAACGAAGAACUUGCUAUAGGCUACGUUCUGAUAGGCAACGGCCUUUAUGACGAAGCCAUCAAACACUUCUCACUCUUACUUCAGGGCGACCCCGAGCUGGUCAGUGCCAUCUACGGGAGAGGGAUAGCUUAUGGGAAGAAAAGUCUCCAGGACAUAAAGAAUGCUGACUUGGCGUUGUACGAGCUCAACAGAGUCAUAACCCUGGAGCCGAACUGGCCGGAGGUCUACGAACAGAGAGCAGAGAUCCUGUCUCCUCUGGGCCGGAUCAGUGAGGCUCUGAGUGAUCUGACCAAAGCCAUCCAGCUGCAGCCCUCAGCCCGUCUCUACAGACACAGAGGGACGCUGCUCUUCAUUUCAGAGGACUACGUGGCAGCCAUGGAAGACUUCCAGCAGUCUUUGGAGCUGAAGAAGAAUCAGCCCAUCGCCAUGCUGUAUAAAGGCCUCACCUUCUUCCACAGAGGAAUGCUCAAGGAGGCCAUAGAGACAUUCAAAGAGGCACUGAAGUUGAAGUCUGACUUCAUAGAUGCCUAUAAGAGCCUUGGACAGGCCUACAGAGAGCUGGGGGAUUUUGAAUCGGCGAUGGAGAGCUUCCAGAAAGCCCUCAUGUUGAACCAGAACCACAUCCAGUCCCUCCAGCUGCGAGGCAUGAUGCUGUACCACCACGGCUCGCUGCAGGAAGCCAUAGGCAACUUCAAGAGAUGUCUUCAGUUGGAGCCCUACAACGAGGUGUGUCAGUACAUGAAGGGGCUGAGUCACGUGGCGAUGGGACAGUUCUACGAGGGCAUCAAGGCUCAGACUAAAGUCAUGUUGAACGACCCUCUGCUGGGCCAGAAGGCCAGCUCCGAAUACCUCAAAGUUAAAUACCUCAGAGAGUACUCUCGCUACCUGCACUCCCACCUCGACAUCCCAGUAGUCGAGUACAACGUGGACCAGGACUUACCUGGGAACUUUAAGAACCACUGGGCCAAAAACCUGCCUUUUCUAAUAGAAGACUAUGACGAACAGCCCGGCCUGCAGCCCCAUAUCAAGGACGUGCUGCCGCAGAACUUCGACAGCUACAGCAGUGAAGUUCAAAAGCUGAUCUGCUCAGCCGACCACCUGGGGGCGCUAAUGCAGUACGACACUCCUGGCUUCUUACCCAACAGGAGAAUACACAGAGCCAUGGGUUUAGCAACCCUGGAGGUGAUGCAGGCCAUUCACCGAACAUGGAGCAACUCCAAAGUGCGAGUCAACGGCAAGACCAGGCAAAUGCAGUGGAGAGACAUGUUCGAUAUAGCUGUGAAAUGGAGGAGGAUCGCGGAUCCAGACCAGCCGGUUCUGUGGUUGGACCAGAUGCCCGCCAGGAGCCUCAGUCGAGGCUUCAACAAUCACAUCAAUCUCAUCAGGGGACAGAUUAUCAACAUCAGGUACCUGGCGUACUUUGACAACAUCCUCGACUUUAUCAAAGACAGAAUACUGGUGUACCACGGGGCGUACAACCCCAGAGGACUUCUAGAGGUCCGUCAAGCUCUUGAAAAUGUGAAUAAAGUAGAAGACCUGCUUCCUAUAAUGAAGCAGUUCAAUAGUAAAACCAGAGAUGGCUUCACGGUCAACUCCAAGGUGCCGAGCGUGAAGGAUCCUGGGAAAGAGUACGAUGGUUUCACCAUCACGAUCACUGGAGACAGGGUGGGCAACAUGUUGUUCUCAGUCGAGACUCAGACGACGGAGGAGCGGACGCAGCAGUACCAGUCGGAGAUCGAGUCCAUCUACAAAGACCUCACCGCCAAAGGGAAGGCGUUGAUGCUGUCCACUGAACUCGGGGAUGCAGAUGCCGUGUGUAACCUAAUCCUCUCGUUGGUGUAUUACUUCUGCAACCUCAUGCCCCUCUCCAGAGGAUCCAGCGUGGUGGCCUACUCGGUCGUGAUGGGGGCGCUGAUGGCCAGUGGGAAGGAGAUCAUCGGCAGGAUCCCGAAAGGAAAGCUGGUGGACUUUGAGGCCAUGACCACACCCAGUCCGGACAGCUUCAGUAAAACGGCAAAGACCUGGAUGAACCUCAAGAGUUUACCGGGUUGGUACCAGAGUCUUCCGUCUGUCGCGGAGACCUUCCCGUCCACCAGAACCAUGAUCGAGGUCCUCAACACAGACUCGUCUUCGCACUGCCCGAAGAAGUCCUAACGCGACUUCUUGAUCGAGUCUUAAUUAAUAAAAGCUUCCACACGCCGUCUGCACCCCAAACCAAACUGGAUCCAGUUCUCCAAAAGCCUCUCGGCUUUAGCGGUAAUUGUUUACAUUUUUAAUUGGAAGGAAUUUGGCGAUAUUGGUACAAAUUCUAAACAUUAUUUAAAGAGGCUUUGUGAGGAGUUUUUUUUUUUUUUGGGAAAGCUAGAAUGAAUCUUUUUUUAUUUAUUUUUACCCCUCCACGUCCUGCCCCGUUCUGUCAUCCUCCGCCACACGUGACUCUAAACUGAGUUCAUAGAAGAAGAAUAGAAUUCUUCCGCCACCUCGACUGGAUGCUUGUUGUCACGAAACGUGAAGCUUGACUACAUGAACUCUAAUUAUUAUGAAAAGAUCCAUUUGCCAAUUCUUCAGCACCACGACAAACAAACCGACUAUCAACACAUUUCACUCCUUCUGACAAGAAAACAGUAAUUUGACCUCUUUUGAACCCAGAAGUUGCUCCAUCGGUUAGUUAGUUAGUGUUCUUAUGUGAAUUUGGUGAAUCCGAUCCAAGCGAUGGAUAAACAGCAAUAUUUAUUACAUUUAGUUCAGCAUGUGGCCAACUGCAGCCGGCAACGUCCAGGCAGACCUUUAUUUUUAUUUUCCAGGUCUCAAUUUGUUUUUAUAUUAGAAUUUCACCUCACAGAACACAUUUAAUCAUGUUCAUAAAGUUCAAUAUUGAAUCAAACUUUUGUUCGAUUCUGCUUCAUCGGCAACGCCAAACGGCCAACGCACACAGUCCACAAUCUCAUGAUGCAUCAUCCCAGUGGAAUCUGUAGCUUCAGAUUACCCAGAACUUUCAUUUGGAUGCUCGUUUGUUGUCUGGUAUUUAAAACCAAUUUUUUUUUAUAUUCAAGUUUUUAAUUGGCACUUUCAAACAUAUUUUUUAACCACUGCUGUGCACACAUGCACACACACACACACACACACACACACACACACACAGUCCAGCCAAUCGGCAGAGAAGGAGUCUCGGGACAUUUUGGAAACCUUCAGGAGUUUUGAAUUCCAUUCUGGAUACUUGCAGCAUCUCUUUUUAUCGGUUCUCCCGACACUUCCUCUGACCGGGUCUGUUUGGCCACUGAGGGGUCGGCGUGAGGUGGACGGGCUGCUGAACUAGUGUGAAAGCAACGGUCAGAGAUUUUUAGAGAUUCUUCAGAGAGCCACUUGUUGUUUUUGUGACGUAAAGUCCUCAAAAAGAGUGAAUUGAUUAUUUUAUUAACAGAAGACAGUCGGAUGAAAGGUUGAUCAUUUGAGUGACUCAUCAAGCACAAAUACCAAACAUGUUCCGUUGGUCCUGAGUUGUAUGUUAUUUUAUAAAUUUAAUACAUUUGGGACAACAACAAAAAUUGGACCAGCUGAAGAAAUAAAUAUAUAUAUAAAGUAUUAAUUUCUGUGGAAUUGAUGACUCGUAAGUUCAUGAAAAGAGGAACAAAAACUCUGAUAUUUUAUAGAUUAAGUUAUACUCUUUGAAUAAUUAAUUUGUAAUGAAAAUAAACAAGUUACAGCCCUGGCUUAAUGUUCUAAUCUCGCUCUGAACUGAGGCGGCGACGCUCUCUAAAUACGCAUCAUAAGAUGUAUUGGCCGACAUGUCUCAAAGUGAAUAAAGUCAAAGUAGAGGCAGCCUGGUUCUGUCGGAGUGGGAUUUGAACAAAGUACCCUUUUUAAUUUUCAAGUAAAUACAAAAAACAACGACUCCUGAAUGUUCUCUGACCUCUCUGACCUUUGGGUCUCGUUAGUCGUAGGUGAAGGACGCCGCACUCGGCUCUCGUCUUCCCAUCAUGUCUUUCGCCAUCUGCACACACAAAUUCUUUAAAAAAAUAAUGUUUUUUUCUCUCCAUAUUUCAAGAUAAAAUGGCGUAUUCUUACAAGGAAGAUUAUUUGAUUUAAUAUGAAUGAAAUGUGAUGUUUACAACCUUUUACGAAACAAAAAUACUUGAUUGAUACCGCGGCUACAUUAGCCGGUGUGUUCUGUGUCUAACUCGUGCGUCACAAGGAGGAAACCAGCGAGGCCGGUGACUCCCCCGGGACGAUGACCGAGUCCUUUUGAACAAAUUUCAGCCAUUUUUUCCUUCCCUCUAAUUAGAGUUUUGAUGAAUAAGCUGCCUCGAACGCAAAAGUAUCGUCACUGACGGCUAUCUCAACGGUGCAGUAGUUCUUAAUCGAAUGUCCUUUUUUCUUUUUUUAAAUUCUGAUAUCCACAAAGUAAGAACAAAUUGAUCCGUUUAAAGGCAUAUCAGAUUCAUUUGCUGCAUUACUGACAUUCUGCCUCUUGUCGUUCAUAUCGGUGUCAUUUCCUUUCCUUUGUCUUUGUUUGCACUGGCGACCCAGCCAUGAAGUGCUAUGGUGGGAUCGGAAAGCUUAAAACUUGAAGGAGGGAUUUUGUUUUUUGUCUCUUUUUUUUAUUGAAUGAGUGACUGAAUGUUCAGUAGUCAAUAAAACUGGUUGACAAUUUUAA